This is a messenger RNA of Seminavis robusta, 333 nucleotides long. The record is from the annotation of a GenBank genome assembly. NCBI's taxonomy places the organism in Eukaryota, Bacillariophyta, Bacillariophyceae, Naviculales, Naviculaceae.
AUGAAGGCUUCUGGCAUUGACAAGCCAAUGGGCGCUGUUAUGACGUACUGUACAACAAAAUUGCCUUGCUCACCCUUCAAGACUACUCCAAAGAUAAAGAGUACCGGGUACCAAGAUUUGCUGACACAAAGAACCAAGCAAGAACUCAGUACAGGAAUAUUAAUAUCUCCAACGAUUAACCUCCUGCCUUCUGGCACAGCCGAACAUAGCCACCAGAUGGAGAAAAAGCUCUACAACAUCAACAAAGGGGAUGAUGGCAAUUUUGCGACAAUCUCUGCUGUGUACAAGAGGAAGAAGAAGGGGAGUGCUGCAACUUUCACUGGCAGGAGCUAG